Sycon ciliatum is the source of this 1963-nucleotide messenger RNA. RefSeq lists its product as uncharacterized. Gene Ontology annotation, cellular component: cytoplasm. Gene Ontology annotation, biological process: protein deglycosylation. Lineage: Eukaryota; Metazoa; Porifera; Calcarea; Leucosolenida; Sycettidae. The record is from RefSeq and is a predicted model, not a curated record. Gene Ontology annotation, molecular function: mannosyl-glycoprotein endo-beta-N-acetylglucosaminidase activity.
UCAUCACGUAAUUUCAACACUAGCGUGGACAAAGAUGAUGAGACAUUUGAUAUCAAGCUGGGUGAACUUCGGCUUGCGGAGGCGCGCUGGGCGCGUUCAGAGUUCCACGAGGCGCCGUUCGCUCUGCGCUGUGGCGGUGUCCAGUGGCAACUCUGCCCGUCGGUGGUGCUGAAAGCACCGGCGACUCCCUCGGGCAUGCUGAUCUCCGUGCUGGGCUGCACGCCCUCGUAUCUGGACAUGACACUGCUCUGGGACCACGGCACGCCGCAGCACAUUGCCCAUUUCGAUAUCUACGUGUACGGCCUGGAAAUCCAUCGCCUGUGCAUAGAACCUGAGCAGCAGAAACAGCAACAACAGCAGAAUAAGCCGAAGAGCGGCGGUACGGAGUCUAAACCAGCCGUGUCUCUACCGGAUGUCCAUGAAGACGCUCCACUCAGCACUUCGUCAUCCGCAUCGGUGUCAGCAUCUGUCGACGGUAGCUCUGCAUCGGCUGCAGCCCUGGGUACUUUGGGUUCGUUCAUGCCCGCACCACCAUCCGUACACCGGCGCCCGGUCAGCAAACCGGAGUACCUCGGCCGUGCGUACGGUCUGUCCUAUCACAUUUCGAGAAUGCCACUGGUGUGCAGGAGCAGCGGGCCAUCGCCGGAGCUGUUCAAGAAGACAACAUCGCUCUCGUCAGUGACGACGUCAUCGCAGGCGGCAGGAUCGACACCCAGCCCUCUGCUGAGUCGCCGCCCGUCUCACUCCACUCCCACCACGCCGGCCAUUGAACAACCAGCCGGCAGUGGCUCUUCACCGCCGCAGCAUAUCUGGUUAGCCGUGCAGGCCGUGUCCCGCGCUGGCUUCCGCUUGCCACUGGACAGGAGCCCAUGUGUGUGCUUCUCCUGGUCGUAAGAUGUACAUAUAUGACCAUCGAGAGACGAGUACUGCAGAAUGCCGGCGAUGGGUAAGCACCGGUCGAAUGUUUGGUUCUUUUUCGAAACUGGUGUUGUAGUUGAAUGCUUGACUACCAUGGCAUGCGGUGUGUGUUUAUACACCUACUGUCGUGGACAUGGAAAUCCGAUCGGAUGACCGCGGCCAGGGCCCUUUUUCUUUUUUUUCUUUUUUAGCGCGUUCAUUCACUGUCUACAAUCGUCAUGCGCUGUAGUUCACGUUCACACUGUAAAAAUGGACCAGCAGUGCUCGCCGCUGCAAGGCCUACGCCCCGUGGCUGCUCGACUUCUCAACUGAGUUCAAUGUCCGCUACAGUACAUGCCUGCGCGUCUCUGCUCAGGUUUAUAUAUAGAACAUGGCUUCGGCCGCCGCCGCUGCGAUGCUGCUUCAUUUGGUAAGCGCCCCCUGACUGUGCUUACUACAGUGUGGCUCGACGUUGAUCUGGGCUACGCAUUGCUGCACGUUGACCGCACUCGGCAUUUCGUGGAGCAUUUCUUUCAUCGACUAUUAUGAAAAAUCGCUCUGGACGCUAUCCUAAUGAUGCCAGAAGUCGGGAAGGUACCACCUUCUUCCGUAUCUUGGCAUUGUGUCACUUCUCUUUGGCUCUUUGCCAUCUCAGUCUGUUCCCGAAAGGACAGUGAGAGUAGACUUGUGAACCACCUGGAUAUCCCCUAUUGCUGCUGGUCAUGCUAUCUGCAUUGUACAUUGUGCAUCUACUGCAUAGCCCUGUAUUUCUUCUCUGGCCACUAGCCUCGCUGCCAUCUGGUCUUGCUCACUAGCGCCUGUUCUGUGCAUGCAUGUAGGUGGCCUUUCGAAUUGAAUAGCAACUGGAGGCAGAGCCCUUCUAGCUGCUACUCUACAAAUUCUGAUUGAUUUUAUGUUCCGGCUUUGAUUAGUGCCCGUCUAGGUUAGUGCUGGCCGGAUGUUUCGCUGUUUUUCUUUGUCAACUGCUGAGCGGUAUGACGACUCUCUUUUUUCAAAGCAAUCAUGUCAAUCAUGUAUAUUUUUCAGAAUUUUUUUCUUCAUCUCA